AUGUCUGUCACUUUACACACGUCGCUAGGCGACAUCAAGAUUGAAGUCUUUUGCGAGAGUGUCCCCAAGACGGCCGAGAACUUUCUCGCCCUUUGCGCCUCCGGCUACUACGACCAGUCGCCCUUCCACCGCCUGAUUCCAAAGUUCAUGGUGCAAACAGGAGCUCCCGCCAACCCGACUGCCGAGAAUCCGAAGGGCGGACAGUCGAUAUGGGGCGCCCCUUUCGAAGACGAGAUACGACCCGCCCUGAGACACAGCGGCAGGGGCUUCGUUUCCAUGGCCAACAAAGGUCCUGGCACAAACGGUUCGCAGUUCUUCAUCACCUUUGACAAGGCGCCCCAUCUCGACGGCUUGAACACCGUGUUUGGCAAAGUUAUCGGCGACGAGGGCCUCGUGACACUGGCCAAGAUGGAGGCCGUCGAGGUGGACAAGAAGAGCCGUCCAAAGGAGCCGUUUCGCAUAGAAAAAGUAACCAUACACGCGAACCCGCUGGCUGAAUAA
Messenger RNA from Trichoderma harzianum CBS 226.95, 501 nucleotides. RefSeq lists its product as hypothetical. The record is from RefSeq and is a predicted model, not a curated record. Bases 1 to 501 code for a protein of 166 amino acids. Gene Ontology annotation, cellular component: catalytic step 2 spliceosome. Gene Ontology annotation, biological process: protein peptidyl-prolyl isomerization; protein folding. Lineage: Eukaryota; Fungi; Ascomycota; Sordariomycetes; Hypocreales; Hypocreaceae. The transcript is spliced from 2 exons. Gene Ontology annotation, molecular function: peptidyl-prolyl cis-trans isomerase activity.